AUGUCCAAGAGAAUUCGUUCGGAAUCUGGAAAUGAGGACAACACAGCACCCCGUGCGCGACGUCCAUUCCGGCAAGAUACACCGGGCACCACCCAGUACACCGACCACCCUCGUUAUCCCCAUAUCAGUGCCAACGAGCGAGUCCUGCAUGAGGAUAGCUCUCACGUGUUAGUCGGUGACGGCAUGCUCCGCGCGAGGGCAUCCAGCUCUCGGAUGGAUGUGCAAGAGCGUCCUAUGGGCGAGCAUCGCGCUCAGCGCAUCAGACACCACGACAAUCUCCAGGAGACGGCAAAUGGUGCUGAGAUCAAGACUGUCGACGCCCACCCGCCGACAGCAAACACAGACGUAUAUCUGCAUUCUACGCCAGCGCGUACCGGCCGUAGUCGCUCGAAGCAUGGCCCUCAUGCCAGGUCGCACCCGAGAACGACGACGACCCGUCAAUCACGCCGGACCCGUCGUCAUGUGGAGUUGCCAAGGCUGCACAUAGUCCUAGCGGACGUCAUGGCCAACAUAACUCAAGAGCCAAUGGUCUCCGUCACACCCCACAUCCCCACCAGUAGCUCGGAGUACUCAGGCAAUGGCAACCAAGUCCUUCCGAGAUUCUUCAACGCCGAUGGACGCCUUCCUCCUCCAAUCCCAUCGCAUUCUACAGCUUCAUCUGAUCAUCUUCCCAGACACGAGUCCUGGAGGCAGCCAACUGCUCGUCAAGACUCCAACAGGCAGAACAAGAGGGCAAUCCGCCUUCCUCCAUUCAUGGCACUGCUUGGAGCUCAGGCUCCAAGCUCACGUCAAGCCCCUCGCCGCCUUCCUCAGGUGAUCGACCUGACAGGAGAUGACGACAACGAGACUAGGCCAACCCAGAUUCGAGAGGUCUGGUUCGUGGCUCAUUCUGCGGCAAACGUUCGAAAUGCAGCAAAUCUCCAGCCAGGAGAAGACAGUGAGCCGCAUCACGCACGUAUGGCCUCCUAUGCGCACAACUUGAUGCUGAUGGUAGCCGAGUUCGUCCCCUACCCUUCCCCUCCUCCUGCAUCCAACAACCCGUAG
Molecule: messenger RNA, 1044 nt
Organism: Dacryopinax primogenitus
Lineage: Eukaryota; Fungi; Basidiomycota; Dacrymycetes; Dacrymycetales; Dacrymycetaceae
Exons: 1
Coding region: 1-1044 (347 amino acids)
Source: RefSeq, a predicted model, not a curated record